AUGACACGGUGGCAGGCUUCCCGUUGGUUGGAGGUGGGCGCUAGUCACGACGGCGCCUUCUCGAUUGUCGAUAGCGGCACGCUUGGUCGCUUGAUAGAGCAAAUGCCGGAGCGGCACCAACAGUUCCCUAUGCUCUGGGUGUUCCUCGGCUCAACUAAGAAAACCAUAGCCCUUCGAGGAAUGUUUGCUGAUAAUGCAAUCACCAGGACAGCAUGCGAUGGAGGGAUUCAUCUGUGGAGUGAUGUGAGCUCGUUGACAUCGAGCAACCCGAUCCUAUUCGUCGAUAGCGAUCCAUGGAUGCAGCCGACGGAGCGGCGCGGUAGGCGGCAAUGGCAGAAUUAUCCACUCGUGUGGCCGUCGUCAUCGGCUAGUGAAGUGAAAACACUCCUCAUUGGUCAAUUACUCUUUGGGUUGGCCGAUGUCGUCUGCGUGUGGAUUGAUGAUUCGCCGUUUGGCGAAAAUGUAGUGACCUUUUUGGCCAAUUAUCGUACUACGACCUCGCUUCCGGUUGCGCUUCGCCCACGACUCAUCAUUGUGCAUGACACUAACACUAAACUACCCCACAACUGGGCGACGCUAGAUCCUCUGUCAGAAACGUUUUCGCAUAUCGUGGCAGCGCCACUCGCCGUAAACAGUAAUUCCGAUGCAGAUCCUCAGUUUGGUCAUUUAAAAACUCUGAUCCGAACUCAAUCUCAGGAAGUACAACGUCUGCGCCACGAGCAUAUUGCCCGGCUCUCCGCAGCCCACCUAGACGAGGUUCUCAAAUUAGCGCUACAACAUCUUUCUAAAACCAGGGAACAACCAUUUAACUUGAUCAGUGCCUCCCGGGGCCCGGAUGAGAUUCCCCCAGAUCUAGGGCUGCACGUCGAUUAUUAUCAUCAUGCCUGUAUGGAUGCGAAUCUCACCGACCUUGACUGUGCAAAGUCAAUUGCGUCGGCACUAAUCAUGGAUCACUACCGUCCGGAAAUGCCACCAAUGAACCCUAAGCUAGUGUUCCAGGUACUCUAUCAGCCUAAACUUGCACUAAAACACCAUGGGCAUUCUCCUCCCUCGGAGAUUCUCUUGAAUUUGGUGGAACAGGAAAUGAGCAACCAAUUUCGUUUGCUCCAGAACGGAGCCAUCCCGUCCGUUGUCGUGAGAAGGGAUCUUAUAGCUAGAAACAGGCACUACUCGGGUGUCAGGUCCAAUCGACUGUGCCUGUACUGUCUCAUUCGUCCGGCGCAGCACGCCACGGCAUGUGACCACCCAUUUUGUGACCUUUGUGCUCGGCUCUUUGGCGUCCCUGCGGUGGAUAUGGAGUUUCGUUUCAGUGUGAACCACUGCCUCUUUUGUCACACCCAUAUCUCUCUUGUUAUGGACGUUUUACCACCAUCCAUGGACCCAACUAUUCUCGCCAUCGACGGCGGUGGUGUCCGCGUUGUCAUGCCUCUCCAAUUUCUUAGCCUUGUACAGGAGCACCUUGGCGAGGAUUGUCGGCUUCAAGAUCUGGUCGACCUCCACAUCGGCCCCAGUGCAGGAGGCCUGGCGGGAAUUGGUCUUUUUGAUAAGCAAUUACCGGUGGCAGACUGCGCGGAGAUGUUUGACCGCCUUGCCCGCGUCGUAUUCAGUAAGAAACGUCGCCCCGCACUUCCAUGGCUACCCCAACAGAUCUUCGGACAAAUCCGGCAAUACGCUUCAUGGUUUAUGCAUGAUGGGUGCUAUGACGGCUCGGUAUUUGACACGGUCCUUAAAGAUCUCUUCGGCAGCCAUUCUUUCUUCCACGGCAAUCCUACAGUUUUAUCAGCCAUUUCAAGAACGAAGAUAGGCGUAGUGGCAACCGAUAUUGCCAAUAAAACAAGAACGAUUGUCAUCGGUAACUUUAACGCCACCAGGCACGCUACAGAUGAUAGCGACUACCAAUUGAUUCGACCAAUGAACAUCGAAGAUGAGCCCCGCGCCUGGGAAGCUCUCUUCCCACCCGCAUAUCUCGCCGUGGGUGCUCUUCAAGACGGUGGCUUAACAGAUAAUUUCGCCGGUGGAAUCGCCCGCCGUGUCAGUCGAACAAUAUGGACGCGGAGUGAGGAGCCCGCGAGAAUGCUCUCCCUGGGCACAGGUAAGUUUCCUCGACAGAAUACAGAGUCCAGCCCCCACUUUCGACAUGUCUUUCGUGAUGGAUUCCUUCGCCGUGCUUUUAGCGCGUGGAUGACUUCGAUGGAUUCCGACAGUAGGUGGCGGGAAAUGCAUAGCCAGCUAGAUCAGUCGAUUGCUUCGAAUUUCCGACGGGUGGAUGUAGUAUUAGAAGGAGAAUCAAUGUCAUUGGAUGCGAUUGAAAUGAUGGAUCACUACAGGAACUUGGUGAUUCGAAACCCAGAGACUGCACGCCUCGCUAAAAUCGCAACGCUAGAUUUACUGACCGCGAGGUUUUAUUUCGCUCCCAACAGGGUCUCUCCGAACAGACGUCGCCCAUUGCGGGUCCACGGGAUUAUUCGAUGUAAAGGCCCCAUUCGUGCCAUUCUCGCCAUUAUGGAACGCCUGGUGGGCGAUCCUUUCGAGGUCGUGACCGACAGUCGGCGCCUUGGCUCCCGUCUGAGUGAACGAGACAUCUGUCCCCUGUGUGGCCGGUUCUGUCGCCCAGUCACACUCGUUGCUCAAAGCCUGGACCAGCCCAUCGCGAUCUAUCUCAAAUCCGGCAGCAAAAAUCGGUGGCGGAUUAACGUUCCAGGCACCCUCGCGAAAUUAGUAAGAAGAGAACAACUCGACUUACCGUUUGGCGGAGAAGCCCAUGGAAAAGCAGGAACCCAUCCGUGUGCUGCGUGCGACUCGGGGUGUAUGCCAUUUCGGGGUGAACGCCCUAAGCGGAGUGCGAGCAUGUCUAUAGAAGAGCGGAAACAUAAGCGAAUUUGCAUCGUGGAUGAAGUAAAGGAUUCUGGACCAGUCGUGGGUACCGGAAAUACAUGA
Molecule: messenger RNA, 2937 nt
Organism: Talaromyces proteolyticus
Lineage: Eukaryota; Fungi; Ascomycota; Eurotiomycetes; Eurotiales; Trichocomaceae
Product: acyl transferase/acyl hydrolase/lysophospholipase
Exons: 5
Coding region: 1-2937 (978 amino acids)
Biological process (GO): arachidonate metabolic process
Cellular component (GO): membrane
Source: RefSeq, a predicted model, not a curated record